Molecule: messenger RNA, 906 nt
Organism: Cyphellophora europaea CBS 101466
Lineage: Eukaryota; Fungi; Ascomycota; Eurotiomycetes; Chaetothyriales; Cyphellophoraceae
Exons: 1
Coding region: 1-906 (301 amino acids)
Molecular function (GO): hydrolase activity
Source: RefSeq, a predicted model, not a curated record
AUGCCUCCCUGGCUCGAUAACUACAAAGCCCAGCAGAAGAAGGACAAAAAGCCGAUCGACAUCGAGAAGAUCCCUGACACGAACAUCGAAGGCGUCUGGUUUGGCGACAAGAACGCAGCCACGACUAUCAUGAUAUUUUUCCACGGUGGAGGAUUUGCUAUGCCGGGCAUGGAUAUGCACGCACAGCUUCUUGCUCGCAUGGCGGACUGGGGAAAGGGAAACCUUGCUAUCUUUGCGCCGGCUUAUACCCUGACGCCAUACGCAGUGUAUCCGCAGGCGCUGGGUGAGUGUGUCGAGGCGACGAGAUUCAUCUUGGAAGGCGUGGGAAAGAGCAAGGGCAUUCUCCUUGCGGGUGACAGUGCCGGCGGGCAGCUGGUCAUUGCGCUGCUCAGCCACGUUUCUGGUCACCAGCAUCCUCAGGGCCAGGUUGUGAAGCCAUUGGAGCUGCAGGGAAGACGAUUCAAGGGCGCCGCGGCACUGUCACCGUGGGUGAGCAGCGAUACAAAGAAGUUCCCGAGUAUUCAUGAACUGAGCAAGACAGACAUGAUUGGGCCCAACUGUGCAACUUAUUGGGAUGACAUCUACCGGGCUGGGAAGAGUGCUGAUCACUAUAUUGUGCCUGAGGCGGCGCCAACGGAGUGGUGGGCGGGUCUCGGCGAGUCUGUUGAUGAUCUUUUGAUUCUGGCUGGCGGGGAUGAGGCCAUUCUGGAACCAAUUGAGAGCUGGUCGAAGAAGGUACAGGAAGGAUGGCCGAAUGGAAAGGUCAGAUUGGUGGUGGGUGCUGGCGAGAGUCACGAUGAGCCGCUGACCCCGAUAGGGGCGGAGAAGCUCAAUGCCCAAGUGCCCGGGAAGGAGACGGCGAUGGAAGGAGCUCUGUAUCACUGGGUGAAGGAUCUCACGGCGUGA